UUAACAAGUAUCAGCAGGACGUGGUUAACAAGUAUCAGCUGCACGUGGUUAACAAGUGUCAGCAGUCCGUAUUUAACAAGUGUCAGCAGUACGUAUUUAACAAGUGUCAGCAGUACGACAAGUGUCAGCCGCAGGUUAACAAGUAUCAGCAGGACGUGGUUAACAAGUGUCAGCUGCACGUGGUUAACAAGUGUCAGCUGCACGUGGUUAACAAGGGUGUCAGGAGCACGUUUACGAGUGUUAGCAGCACGUGGAACAGCAAGUGUCAGCAGCACGUGGUUAACAAGUGUCAGCGGCACGAAGUUAACAAAUGUCAGUGGCACGUGGUUAACAACUGUGAGCAGCAUGCAGUUAACAAGCAGCACGUAGUUGACAAGUGUCAGCAGCACGUGGUUGACAAGUGUCAGCAGCACGUACAAAUGCGUCAGCAGCAUGUGGUCAAUAACUGUCAGCAGCACGUAGUUGACAAGUGUCAGCAGCACGUGGUUGACAAGUGUCAGCAGCACGUAGUUAACAAGUGUCAGCAGCAUGUGGUCAAUAACUGUCAGCAGCACGUAGCUGAUAAGUGUCAGCAGCACGUGGUUGACAAGUGUCAGCAGCACGUAGUUAACAAGUGUCAGCAGCAUGUGGUCAACAACUGUCAGCAGCACGUAGUUGACAAGUGUCAGCAGCACGUGGUUGACAAGUGUCAGCAGCACGUAGUUAACAAGUGCCGCAGCACGUGGUUAACAACUCACGUGGUUGACAAGUGUCAGCAGCACGUAAUUAACAAGUGUCAGCAGCACGUAGUUAACAAGUGUCAGCAGCACGUAGUUAACAAGUGUCAGCAGCAUGUGGUCAAUAACUGUCAACAGCACGUGGUUGACAAGUGUCAGCAGCACGUAGUUAACAACUGUGAGCAGCACGUAGUUGACAAGUCAGCAGCACGGUUAACAAGUAUCACCAGCACGUAG
Molecule: messenger RNA, 953 nt
Organism: Homarus americanus (American lobster)
Lineage: Eukaryota; Metazoa; Arthropoda; Malacostraca; Decapoda; Nephropidae
Exons: 4
Source: RefSeq, a predicted model, not a curated record